Molecule: messenger RNA, 1127 nt
Organism: Bursaphelenchus xylophilus (pine wood nematode)
Lineage: Eukaryota; Metazoa; Nematoda; Chromadorea; Rhabditida; Aphelenchoididae
Source: the annotation of a GenBank genome assembly
AUGGCCCCUCCUCUGGUUGGCCAGCAUCCAACCGGCGUCCCAGAGGAGGGUAAAGAGGGGUCAAGCAGUACCACUGGCCCCUCGGGCUUCGGCCCAGAACCUGCCCCAACCGACCAGGCCGACCACCUGCCGGCGGUUGAGGGCUCGAUUGGAUCGGUGGACUUAUUGGACUUCUCGUCCACAUCGAGAUUUGAUGGCAGCUCCAGUACGAGUGAGGAGCACUCAACGCUCCAUAGCGUCCCAUCAAUAAUGUCCCUUGAAGCCUUCGAUGAGAAUGCAGCCUCUGAAGAACCAUUAGAAGAUCAAAAUGCCCGCAUUCGAUGGCAAAGGGACUUCUGGAAGGAUCAGUGCCGCAUAAUUUGGGAAAAACAAGCGACAUUGGAAAAAAAGUCGAAUUCUACCAAGAAGCCCUGAAAGAGGCGGAAGUUGAGGCCAAGAAGGCCAGAGAAGCCGCCUCCGCCGCCACCAAAAAGGCCGAAGAAGAAAGGGCACUGAAGGAAGCGGCAGAAAAAGAAGUCGCUGAACUGCAAGCCCGCCAUCGGCAACACCUUCGGACAGCAGUCGCCGACGGCCGGCCACCAAGGGCCGACAGAUCCAGAAGCCCGCUGAUGACGACAGCGUGGUCAAUAACGCCAACAACUGCGGACAUCCUAAGGCUUGACGUCACCCAGCCUCCAGUGACCCAACACUCGCCGCCACCUACAGAAGCACAAAAUCACGAGGCUCCUGGGCCUUUGCGAAGAAUGGCGAAGUGCAAAAGGCGAUGUUGUUAUCAGCCCUCAGCUGACCCUCAACGUCCUCGGCCCCACCGAAGGUCGAGGGAACUUCAAGGACUUGGCCCAGUGCUUCAAGAAGAGGACAAUGGCCCAGAAGAACACCAACGUCCACGAAGAGAACGAAAGCCUCCUUCACGUCUCAUCGUGGACAUGUCGAGCCGAUCGUAUCGGACUUCACAGGAGUCCAGGUUGCCUCGUAAGUCAAUUUUUUCGAUAUCUUUACCAUUUUUACCCAAAACGCCCUUCAAAAAUUUUCAAUUUCGCAUUUUUUCAAACGCUAUAUUUACUAUCGCAAUCUUAAUCAAUAACAACAAGAUUUUUUCAGGUCGAAGGGCAGUAAAUCCCUAUUAA